AUGCAAUCACUACACUAUAAUAGUGGGUCUAUAAAACUAAAACGAGAACGUGCAACGAUGGUCUCUCUUUGGGACGCUAGUGAAGUUGCACGAUGGAUUGAAGGUCUUGCUGGUAUUCAAUCUAAUACACGUGAUAUAUUUCUUAAGCAUAAUAUUGAUGGUACAGCAUUAACACUUCUUCUUCGUGAAGAUCUUAUUCGUAUGGGAAUAACAAAAAUUGAUCAGCAGUUGAUUCUGAUGCAAUCGAUUGAUCUUCUUCUUACACUUGUCAGUCGUUUAACUAGUGAAACACUGGCUCUACUUUUUAUGCACAUUCAUUGCGCAGCAACGACAUGCUAUAAUAUAUUAAAACGACAUGAUCUUAAAGAAUCCACAAAUAAUAAUAAUAAUAAUAAUAAUAGUACUAUCAUGAAUUCACCCGAGUUUUAUUCAUCCAUCAGUAAUUUAUCCGAUGUAAUUGUUAUUACAUGUCAUUGGCUUGGACGAUUACCAUUUAUUGAAAACAAACAAUACAUUGGUUUUCGUGGAAAAAUAAUCAAAAUUUUAGUUCAGAUACGUGAAUUACUUCGUAAUUUGCGACUUGCUGAUCAAAUUAACAUGCCAAAAACAAAAUUAAUAGUAGAAAUUGAAAAAUUACGAACAACAGCUAUCACAUCAGUUCGUCAAAAUAAAGAUUCCUUAUUUUCGUCUGAUUGCUAUUUAACACGAGUUCAUUUGCAACGUCCACUUAAAGAUGAUGUGAAUAUUGAAUAUACAACGAUGUCUGAUUUCACUCAUGUAAUCUCAAGUAUUGAGACAGAAGCUAUGAGAUACAUGGGAUCGGGUUAUAGUGCAAUCAAUAUUGGAGACGAAAUUAUAGAAAUUAACAAUCAAGUUGUUAUUGGUUGGGAUCCAGACCAUUUUAACGAAUUACUUCGUUCAUCGUCACAGAACAAUGAAAUAUGCCUAUUAGUUAAAAAAAUGCCUCGACAUAAUGAUGAUGAAGUAUAUACAAAACGUUUUGUCGACGGACCAUCAAACCCUCGACGUUCACGUGCUCGUCAUGCGCUAGAACAAAAACAACAACAAACACAAGAAUAUCGAACUAUCUUACUGGAACAAGAAGGCGAGAUUGUGAUUGAAAGUGAUGAUGAAACGCUCUAUCAAAGUAAACGUACCUCACAAAAAAAACGCGAUCAACAUUUAUCCUUACCUGAUCUUACCGAAAACAUUCCGAACAGUGAUAAUGCAUAUAAUAACAGUGAACAUUCCAAUGAUAUCGAGCCAUCAUCAUCAACUUCAUCAGUAUCGACAAAUCCUUUAAUGUCACCAUCGUCUCCAACUCAAUUGGAUAUACAAACUAAGAGUAUUGAACGACCGCAAUCUGCUGGUAGCAAUCAGUCAACACCAAAAAGUCAAAGAAAGGCGGGUUUUGAGUCAUAUAUUUCAACACUUUUCCGUCCUCGACACGAUUCUAAAUCAGUUAUUGCCGAUAUGAAUGAUCAUACGAACAACAAAGAUCAUCCACAAUUAGUCAAUAUAAAACGUAUUCAAUCGACAUACCAAACAAACUCGCCGAGUAAUUCUACCAUAUCAUCGCAUGAUGAACAAAUGUCUUCAUCACCACCGGCAACAACAGGACGACCUAUCAAUAAAAGUGCUAGUCAAACAAGUCUACAAACAACAGCAUCAGCACUUUCAUCACUAACAAAUAUAUUUAAAUUAUCCGAAUCACCGGACAAAAAUCGUACAAAACGACCUAGUGGCGAUGUUAGCAAAGUGGCGACAUUUCGCAAUGAAUUAAAAAUGGAAAUAAAUUCGAUUUUUGGCAUUAGUAAUAAUAAUAAUAAUAAUAAUAAUAAUAAUAAUUCGAAUGUCGUAACCAAUAAACCACCAUUGAAUCAUAGGGAUAGUCGAAAAAGUUCUUGCUCUAUGGAACGACGUCGUCCAAAACGUACACCAUCAUAUAAAAACAUUUCAUGUAAAGAUUUGGGUAAAGGUGAUUGUGAAGGGUUUUUAUAUCGUUAUCUGUCUAAAGGAACAUUAUCGUUUGUACAAUGGAGACUUUAUUGGUGUGUUUUAAAAGGUGGUACUUUAUAUGUAUUUAAAUCAAAAGAUGAUAAAAAUCAAGAAGUUGAAAUAAAACUCGAAGGAAAAAAUGUUUCACCAGCACCAGAGAGAAAAAAAUUUGGUUUUCGUAUUACUGAUGAAAAUAGUAAAGAUCGUGAAUAUUUUGCUUGUGCAACACGUGAUGAAAUGGCUAAAUGGAUGAAUAAAAUGGGCUUGGCAGCUAUUAAUUUUAAUAUUGAUGAUUCGAAAAUUGCCGGUUUUAAUAAAGGUUUUAUUGAUUCCCGUGAAUGUUCACCAGUAGCAACGCCAAUUAUUGGUUCUAAUAAAUUAUCAAGUAGCAAAAAUAAACGAAUUCAAAAAAUAAGUUCCGCUGGUGAUAGUGAAAAUGACUCCGAUAAAGAAUCUAUUGUAUCAUGGCAAAAAUCUAUAUCACAUAACAGCAGUAUUUCAGAUUUGGACUCUGUAAAAGAUAAAAGUUUUCUUGACAGUAAUAAACAAGUAAAUUUAUCAUCGGCUCCACAUCAUGCACGUUCAUCAUCAUCAGUAUCAUUAUUUUCAUUACCCGAAACGAAUAGUUCUCCAUUGAAAUCACCUUCGAAUCGUCUACUCGGUACAUUUAAUAGAAUGCCAUCAAGCAAAGGUCAUCAUCGAACAUGUAGUUCACCAAUAAAGUUUUCACCUACCUAUGAAAAACCUCAUCAAGAAAAUUCUUAUGUUAAUGCAGCACCAAGAUUGUCAGAUUCGGAUUCUCCAAAUGAACAGUUCUAUCAACGUACAUUUGUUAAUAGUAAAAUCUUCAAUGAAAAUCAAACACAACAACUUCGUCCUACUGCAAAUAAUUAUACACCAUUAGCACUCAAUUCAUCAGGUGGUUUUUCUACACCAACUACAACCUUAUCGUCAAUAUCCAGUGAUAAAACUCCACCAAUUUCUUCACGGCCGGUUAUAUCCUUAUUUCAGCCACCGUCAGAAAAUAGUGUUUUUCUUGGCGAUGAAGAUCUUUCUUUACCAUCAUCUCGAUCAACAAGUUUUUCUUUUGAGAGACCAAAUUCUUUAUCUGAAGAUGCAUUCUCGUCUAUUUAUCAAUCAGAAAUUUUCUCACCUUCAAUAAAUACUUCACAAAGGCCACCGUUAAACUCCUCAUCAUCAUCGUCUUCGGCCAUUUCGGCUCAACAAUAUUCACCUGCCAUUGUCCUUACAGCUCCCGUGUAUAUAUCUGUUUAUUCUACAACACCCCCAAUGCCAAUAGUGAAAAGUACAGUUUCAUCGUCGGCUUCUCCAACAAAUAAUCCCGAAUCAUUAUUUUCACGUCGUUCACCAUCACCAAGAACAAGUGGACCAUUGGCGAAAGCAACUAAACUUGGUUCGAGUCCAUCGAAUGUAAAUAUCCCACAGCAAUCAUCAUCACCGUCAACUCAUAAAUAUCAUCGUUAUUUAGCAACGCCAAGUGAAGAACAAGAAAUACAAUAA
Messenger RNA from Rotaria socialis, 3519 nucleotides. Lineage: Eukaryota; Metazoa; Rotifera; Eurotatoria; Philodinida; Philodinidae. The record is from the annotation of a GenBank genome assembly.